Messenger RNA from Cavenderia fasciculata, 1047 nucleotides. RefSeq lists its product as uncharacterized. The record is from RefSeq and is a predicted model, not a curated record. Gene Ontology annotation, molecular function: O-methyltransferase activity. Lineage: Eukaryota; Evosea; Eumycetozoa; Acytosteliales; Cavenderiaceae. The coding region runs from base 1 to 1047 and encodes 348 amino acids. The transcript has a single exon.
AUGGAACCAGAAAAAUUAUUUGACAGUAUGAUACUGUUAUUUGUAGCUCAUUGGGUACCAAAGUCAAUCAAAUCAAUUAUUGAAUUAAAAAUUGCACAACAAUUGGAAGAUGGACCAAAGACGACUGACCAAAUUGCUCAAGCCGUUCAAUGUGAUAGUGCCUAUCUUUACCGUUUAAUGAGAGCCUUGUCAAGUGUUGGAGUAUUUAGACAAGAUGAAAUGGAUCAAAAAUUAUUUCAUCAAACCAUUUUAUCUGCUUGUUUGGCAGGUGAAGGAAAUGAUAAUCAAGAAAAUUGGAUCAAUUUCUUUAAAUUUGUACAUGAACCAUUCUUGGCAGAAUGUUGGGACAUGAUCUCUGAAAGUGUUAUUAUGGGUAAAAGUGCAUUCAAUGUAAAACAUGGUUAUCCAGAUGGUAUUUGGGAUAUUGUUAAAACAAAACCAGAGGUAUUCAAAGUGUUCCAUCAUGGCAUGACUACAAUGACUCAUCAUUUUACUCGUAAAAUCUUACAAGAUUUGGAUUUUAAUCAAUUCAAUUGUGUUGUUGAUCUUGGUGGAUCAGAAGGGUAUUUGGUUCAAAAAAUUCUUGAAAAGAAUCCCUAUGUUAAAACUGGUAUUUGUUUGGAUUUGGAAAAUGUCAUCAUUGGAAAUGGAAAAUUGGAUCGUUCAACGAUUCCAUCUCAUGUAAUGGAUCGUUAUAAAGAACAAGCUGGUUCAGUAUUUGGUUCCAUUCCAAAGGCUGAUUGUUAUACAAUGAAAAGUGUACUUCAUGGAUACAAUGAUGAUGAAGUUUCAACCAUCCUAUUAAAUCUCUCAUCACAAAUGCCAAUUGGAUCAAAACUCUUAAUUAUUGAACCAAUCAUUGGUACAAAAAAUCAAUUAAAUUUUCCAGUUUGGUUAGAUCUUUUAAUGGCACUCAUUACAAAUGGUAAAGAAAGAAGUGAAACUGAUUGGAAAAAUUUAAUUCAAAAUGUUUCUGGUUUCUCUAUUGAAUCAAUUUCAAAUGAUCCUUUAUCUACUCUUGGUGUUAUCACAAUAGUAAAACAAUAA